Molecule: messenger RNA, 1089 nt
Organism: Odobenus rosmarus divergens (Pacific walrus)
Lineage: Eukaryota; Metazoa; Chordata; Mammalia; Carnivora; Odobenidae
Product: tigger transposable element-derived protein 1-like
Exons: 2
Coding region: 1-1089 (362 amino acids)
Cellular component (GO): nucleus
Molecular function (GO): DNA binding
Source: RefSeq, a predicted model, not a curated record
AUGAAGACAACUCCCCGGCUGCAAGUGUCGGGGAAGGCACCCCUUGGUGGGAUUGGCCUCCGCCACAGCGCCAAGCGGGACCGAAAGUCCAUCACCCUGCAUGUGAAGUUAGAGGUGCUCCGGAGGUUUGAGGAAGGUGAGAAGCUGACUCAGAUUGCCCGGGCCCUGGGGCUGGCCACCUCUACCGUCGCUUCGAUCCGUGUCAACAAGGACAAGAUCCGGGCCAAUUCUCAGGCAGCCACCCCUGUCAGCGCCACACAGCUGACCCGCUGCCGGGGUGUGGUGAUGGGCCAUAUGGAACGCUUGCUGAGCCUGUGGAUUGAGGAGCAAAAGCGGCAGAACCUGCCCAUCAGCACACUGCUCAUCCAGGACAAGGCACGACGGCUCUUUGUGCAGCUGCAGCAUGAGCAGGGCAGUGGCACUCAGGCUGAGACCUUUGGGGCCAGUAAUGGCUGGUUUGCCCGAUUCAAGGCUCGCCACAAUGUGCUUUUGACAGAUGAGCCAUCGGUGGCUGACACCCAGGCUGCUGCCCACUACCCCCCAGUGCUGCGCACCAUUCUGGAGGAGGGCUGCUACUCACCACGCCAGGUCUUCAAUGUGGAUGAGACGGGCCUCUUCUGGAAGCGGCUCCCGGAGCGCAUGCUGCUGGCCCUGGAAGGGGCAGCUGGGCCUGGCCUCAAGGCCUCCAAGGACCACCUGACUCUGCUGCUUGGUGGCAAUGCAGCUGGUGAUUUCAAACUGAAGCCCCUGCUGGUGUACCCUUCAGAGAACCCGCGUGCCCUCAAGGGCUGCUCCAAGGCCAGCCUUCCUGUGGUCUGGCGCUCUAACCGCAACGACUGGCUGACACCCAGCAUCUUCCAGGAGUGGUUUACUGGCUGCUUCUGCCCUGCCGUGGAGAGCUACUGUGCCAGCCACGGCCUCCCACACCGUGCCCUGUUGCUCUUGGAUGGCGCGCCCUGCCACCCUGCUCAUCUGGGUGGCCUCUCAGCCCAUGUGCGAGUUGAGUUCCUGCCCAAGAACACAUCGGCCCUGAUCCAGCCCAUGAACCAGGGUGUCAUUGCCACAUUCAAGGCCUCUACACUGUUGUGA